Messenger RNA from Parnassius apollo (apollo), 723 nucleotides. The record is from the annotation of a GenBank genome assembly. NCBI's taxonomy places the organism in Eukaryota, Metazoa, Arthropoda, Insecta, Lepidoptera, Papilionidae.
AUGUCUCAGCUCGAUGAUGAAGAUAUUGAAAAUUUACUGCAGCAAUCUGACCUAGAGGAUAUAGGUGAUGAUGAGGACGACACAUGGGCCCCGGAUGCUGAAAAUGACGGUUUAUCUGAUGAUUCUGAGGACGACAUGCCUCUGUCUUCACUGCCGAUUUCUCGUGAAUCUGAUGAUGGAAAAUGGAUUAAAAAGAAGUUCCGUGGUAGGCCUACCGCAGUCCAACAGCCUCCAGACCCAGGUGAGCCACCAAAAUCGCCAGCAGAGUAUUUUGAAAACUAUUUUACUGGGGAAUUAUUUGAACAGUUUUCGACUGCCACUUCACAGUACUAUAUAGCUGAAAAGGGGUGUGCAAUGAAGCCACAAUGCUCGCCAGUAAAUUCGUGGUUUGAGUACAGGGAAAAUGCCAAACGAAACAAUUUGCAUAAGUCUAAGAUCAUGGAUUUACUGAGCUUCCGUUUGUCCAUUGUGGAAUAUUUAUUGGGUGAACCAACCAGAAAACGAACCAGAGACGACUUGGAACUUGCUGAAAUGCCAAGUACAUCUGAGUACAGACCAGCUCCUAUGCCGACAGUUGAUAAACGCUAUGAUGGCUAUAACCAUUGGCCCAUAUUCGACACACUUCCAGCUCCUAGAAAAUGCAGUCGUCUGUCUCUAACUGUACUCACGAACAGUAUGGCCCCAGUUGAAACAAUUGUGACCCUCACAAUUGUGACGCAGUAA